Molecule: messenger RNA, 2277 nt
Organism: Cladophialophora psammophila CBS 110553
Lineage: Eukaryota; Fungi; Ascomycota; Eurotiomycetes; Chaetothyriales; Herpotrichiellaceae
Exons: 1
Coding region: 1-2277 (758 amino acids)
Cellular component (GO): mitochondrion
Molecular function (GO): ATP hydrolysis activity; ATP binding
Source: RefSeq, a predicted model, not a curated record
AUGCGAAGGACAGCUAUCUGCCUCUUCAGGCAAUCCUUGAAAUGUGGCCGACUCAACCUCAUUCAGAUUCGCAAUGGGACAUUCUACAGAGAACACCCAUCAGCCGAUCGCCAUGACUCUUCAAAUCCACCUCUGUUCCCAGACCUGACAUUCGAGCUACCUGCUACGAUUUACGAGAAAAGUCACCCUGUCGAAAGGACAAGUGAGCAUUGGGCCGUCAUCAGUGCAUCGGAUGGCGCGACAUUUCUCGAGAUCCUAAGGGGUUCACACAUUUGUGUGCCGCCUAAUGCAAGGUCCUACCCUUACCUGGCCUCCGGCUACAUCGAUGAUCGGAGGGACCACCGCCUGCGUGUUCCUUCUCGCGCGAUUCAAUAUGUGGGCUUCAAUAGCGGGAAAGGACAACUGGCUGGUGGAUCGGGAGGAGUAAGAGGCGCAUACCUCAGUGCUCGCUACGAGAGUCGACGGGAGGAAACAGAUUGGACGGUCAUGCAAUAUCUCAAGGGCGACACAGAACUUAAUCCAGGACAAAGAGCUCCAGAUGAAGGUGUCGACAGCCACCUCCUCGACAAAGUCAUGAGCGAUUUACGGUUGGAAAAAUUGAAAAACAUGCCAGUAAGCAACCUUAGCAAUGGACAGACCAGACGAACUAGGAUCGCAAAGGCAUUACUUGGCAGACCACUCCUUCUCUUGCUCGAUGAGCCCUUCAUGGGCCUUGAUCCGCCUACGUUGGUGACCCUGUCGCCUAUGUUAAAGAAGCUGGCGUACCGAUCAAGCCCACUUCUGAUGCUCGGACUACGCCCUCAAGACCCGAUACCAGAGUGGAUAACCCAUCUGGUCGUGCUUGGUCAUAACCAUACUGUGGCAUUGAUGGGUGAAAAGUCGAAAGUGUUAUUCGAUAUACGUCGGUGGGUGAAUGUAGCUUCUGGGUCGCAAACCUCAACCGCAAGCCAAAUAUUUGUCGACCAAAUCACAAGGGAAUAUGGCCUUCCCCCGGCUGGCGUGACGGGUGACGUCUUGAGCGAGACAGGGAUAUCAAGACAUCCAGAAAUGCUUGAAGAAUCCAGUCCUGCACCGAAAGACAGGGGAGAAAUCGGACGGUCUCUCGAAAAUGGGACAGAGAUAAAGAAGUGUGAUCGACAGACUCUUGAUGACCUGCUUAACCUCGCCGUCACUGCUACUCCCACAACCCCCUCCAGAUCUGCCUUGGAACCCACAGCAUCCUGCCAACAGCAGGAAUGGUCCGUGCUACCCUCCCCCGGUGAAAGAGAUAGACAGCUCAGCGACCCUCUCAUCGAACUCUCGUCCAUCAUCGUGCAAUACGGAUCCAAAACCGUUCUCGGCCAUCCUCCCCCACAACCCGGGCACACCACUCCGGGUCUGAAUCUGACAAUUAGCCAAGGCACCCGCCUCGCGCUCCUUGGCCCUAACGGGUCCGGAAAGACCACCCUUCUCUCGCUCUUGACUUCGGACCACCCACAGUCCUACUCGCUGCCGAUAAAGUUCUUCGGCCGCACAAGAUUACCUGAUCCCGAGCGAGGAAUCCCCGGGUUGAGUCUGUGGGAGAUCCAGAGUCGAAUUGGGCAUUCUUCUCCAGAAAUCCAUCAGUUCUUCCCCAAGCACUUGGUUGUCAGGAGAGUGCUAGAAAGUGCAUGGGCGGAGACCUACGCAGGGAAACCCAAUCUCAGCCCAGAGCGAAGUGACAUGGUGAAUCGAUUUCUAAGCUGGUGGGAGCCAGAGCUUCGACAAGACGCCAUCGAUGCCUCUGGUGCCCAUUUCGGAUCAGAUCUGAGUUGGGCAACCGACAAACAAAACCACGCUUUCGGUACGCUCCCAUUUUCCGUACAGCGCCUUCUCCUACUCCUUCGUGCCAUCAUUAAACAGCCAGAUAUAAUCAUCCUCGAUGAAUCCUUCUCGGGCUUGUCUGCGGACACGAGGGACAAGGCCAUGUUGUGGCUUGAAUUCGGGGAGAACAAGAUAAGACCACACGGUGCACCAACGACACAAGAGGCACCGAGCCUGCACGUCUCAACCGCUACCGAGGCCCCUGUUUCAGUUGCGCAAGGACACAGCGUCCGUUUCACGGGUCUCAUGCCCUCCCAGGCCCUCGUCGUGGUAAGUCACGUCAAGGAAGAGAUACCCGACUGUGUGGAUGAAUGGCUCCGUCUCCCAGGCGAGGAGGAAGUCCUGGAGAGUAGCAGGGGCGUGGAAGGCGGCCGCACACACGAAAGAGGCUGGGUGAAGUCUCAAGAAGGCUGGAUGAGGGUCUGGGGCCUGUAA